CCGUAAGUUGAGCGCCCCCAAAUCACAGACAAUCGAAGAGUACAACGAUGUAGAAAAAGUCGAUAAAACAAAAUUUAAAGUUUCUUUCUUCAGCGUUUCGUCUUCGCUGCAGGAUGGACAUGACCAGCAGGUUGGAGGUGUGGUGGGAGCUGGCUGAGAGCUGUGGUCUCGCCACUCUCCAUCAGGUCCUGCUGCAGAUGUGGAGGCUGCUCCUGCUCUGCGUCCUCAACAGACUCCUCUUCAGACUAGGAAAUGUUCCUGGAUCAAUGAAGCAUCUGGUGUCCCUGCUGACUGGGGCCUACAGCCUGUUCCUGUUUUUCGAGGUGCACAUGCUGUGGGUGUUGCUGCUGUGUGGGCUUUGUUACCUGACUUUGUUGUUGAGUCGAAAUUCGGACAGCAGAGGACUCUUUGUCUCUGGUGCAAUCCUCAUCUACCUCCUGAUUGGAGAGAUGCAUUUAAUUGACCCGGUGAUCUGGCAAAAAAUUAGAGGAUCUCAGAUGGUUGUUGUGAUGAAAGUGAUCUCCGUGGCCUUUGACCUGGACAGAGGAGCUUUGCGGAGCCUGCCCUCUCCCAUGGAGCUCCUGGGAUAUCUUCUGUUCGUCGGAACGGUUGUUUUCGGGCCAUGGAUCAGUUUCUCUGCGUACAGCGAUGCCAUUGCAGGUCAAAAGCUGAGUGGAUCCUGGUUUCUGACCUCGUUGCACCGACUUGUGAAGAGCCAACUGUGCCUUCUUAUGUCCACCUGCAUCACACCGUACCUCUUCCCUCUGUUCAUCCCCAUUGAGGGAAACCCUUUCACACAAAAGUGGCUGUGGGCCUAUGAGAACGCCCUCUCCUUCCAUUUUAGCAACUAUUUUGUUGGUCACCUCAGCGAGGGCACGUGCAUGUUGGCAGGAGCGGGCUGCACCAAAGAGAAGGACAACUUAAAAUGGGACUUGGCUGUGGUGAAACCGUCCCACGUGGAGAUGCCCCGCUCCAUGGUGCUGGUGGUCACAUCCUGGAACAUCCCCAUGUCCCGCUGGUUAAAAAGCUAUGUUUUCAAGAACGCCAUGAAGCUGGGGACGUUUGCCGCCAUCUUGAUGACAUACACAGCCAGCGCCCUGCUGCACGGUCUGAGUUUCCACCUGGGAGCUGUUCUCCUUUCUCUGGGCUUCAUCACGUAUGUGGAACAUGUUCUAAGAAAAAGACUUGCCACCAUCUUCAGUGCCUGUAUCAUGUCCAGACCCUGCCCUGGUGACUGCCCCCACCAGCACAAGAAGGAAUUCUGGGUGAAGCUCCUUAACCUGCUUUUCUCUCUGCUGACCAUCUUCCAUCUGACUUACCUUGGCUCCAUGUUUGAUCCCGGGCUGGACGAGCAAGAGGUGGACGAGGUGUAUCCUGCCUCUCACACCAUCCAGAGGUGGUCCGAGCUGAACUGGGCCAGCCACUGGGUCGUGUUCAUCUCCUGGAUCUUCUAUAGAUUGAUCCAGUGAGCCAGCGGGCAGACCAUGAGGAAGGCGAUGAGAGCCUCACAGUGGGGCCACCACAACUUCAUGCUCCACUCCAACUGGAAAAGACACAGGAAGUGGGAUGCCAACGUGAAGCUCAUUUCUACGUGGGAGCUAAUGAAUUGUGCUUUUAAAUGCUAAUGCUGCUGUCAGAGAGCCUUGUCACCGUCGCUUCAAACCUCCUACCUGUGUAGGGCAGUGACCAUCCACAUCCAGGAAGUAGAAGAGCCCGCCGUAUUCUUUGUCCCAUCCGGAGUUGAACGGAAGCUCCACAAACAUGCUGAUGGCAGUGUUCUGCAGGUCCUGGUCCUGCUGCCCUCGCCCGUACUGGAGCAGGAACCAGCCCGCCUCCAGGGCGUGACCUGGAUCAGCCCCAGCAGAUGACCAAGUGUAUUGUUGCUAAUCUGACUGAAGGACAGCGGUUCUGUUCUUACCUGGGUUCUGGAGUCGACCAUGACACCCUGGAAGCUCGGCUCCAUCCACAUUCACGUUUUCCAAAAUGGCCGUCCCGUCUCGCUGGGUUUAAAACGUAAAUCUAGGUCAGUUGUGUUUACCUUGCUUCUGGACCUCCAUCAUGUCCUCACCUGAACAUGCUGUAAGAUCUGCUGGACACACCACUGGCCCAGCUCUCUGUGCUUGUGAGCAACCUCCUGACCUCUGCCUUCGGUCAGCUGCUGCAGCAGACACAGGAGCAUCAUUGGAACUGCCAUGCUGUUGGUGGGAGUGUCACCAGGGAGCUGAGGCCGACCGAGGCCUGUGGAGUCCACACGGACCCAGAAGACCAGCUGCUCCAUCAUCUGUGCAGCCUCCAGCUGGCUCAAGGAAACAUAGGUCAGGAUGCGGACGUGUACAUGAGGUUUCUGCUGUCCAAACAAAGUACCUCCAUACUCUCAUCUCCGGUGACUCGGCUCAGCUCAUCGAGCGCCAUGACGUAGAAGCACUCGCUGAAUAUGCUCCUCUGGACUUUGACGGCUUUCCCAUCUCUGGUCAGACAGAACGCACACUUCCACUGACCGCUGGUGUUGGAGACCCGAGCAAACUUCCUGAGAAAAGCACCGCCUGGAAAACAACAGCCAAGGAUGUCUGAUCACCGAAGACCAUGUCUAAGUCUUGGCUCAUGAAAACCCCAUCGGCAGCAGUGGACACUGCUUAGUGCCCACUGGAAUACUAACUACAUGCAAAUACCCCCUCCUCCUCCGAGCCAGAACAAUCUUUGAGCAAAUGUGUGACGAUAUGUAAAGAAAAUAAGAAACAAAAAUCGGACAAACUCAAGGUUAACUUAAAAGCCAUGAUGAGGAUCAGCACCUGCAACCAGCUACCACCAGGUGGCAGAUGAGAAACAUUAGCUGGAGAACAGUUGGACUCAAACGUACACGACUUUGUACAUACCAGCCUUUGCUGCUUCUAGUAUUUCUGGCCGACGAAACCGCUCCAUGGUUCGGUACAGCCGCGAGUACAUCCACACCUGCAACCACAGAAAACGGAUAAAAACGCUGAACAAUUGUAAUGUAAUAUCACGUUCUUCAUGUUUUUGUCGCAGUCUGUCAUGUUUGUGUUUUAUUUUGAUCGGAAACAUCCUGUUUUCACUGCUUUAUUUCUUCAUAGGAACUUGUUCCUGGCUGGGUUGCCAGGUUAUCUGACAUGGCACCAACCAAUUUGUUUCAAUUUAUCUUGUGCUGUUGCUUCACCUGCAUGCUAUUUUUUGUGUAUCUGAGCAGCCAGUGUGACUGUCUGGCAACCACGCCCUGCCUCUUGUUAUUCUUUGAACACUUUGUGCUUUUUGUUUUGAAAUUGCUUUUGUUAUUCAGACUUCAGGUCAUUUUUUGUUGUAUUAAAGAGUUUAACUUUUAUUGUUGUGGGACUCCCUUGACCAUUUUUCAGACAGUGCCCAAACUUGGGUCAAAGUUUCAAGCUCAAAAACUAGUAUUUAAUGCCUGAUGAGGUGGUGAGGGACACACUCACCUGUCUGCCCUGCAGCCAGACGUACUUCAGCUCGUCGUACACCGUCCCAUCCUUCCCCAGACACGUGAAGAAGCCGCUGAAAUGGCACCGGUAGUGUCACGGCGCAGUAGAGCACAACAGCCUCACAUACUGUUCCGAUCAGGGCUCUACCCGUGCUUCAUGUCGUGAGAGUGUUUCAGCCAGAAGUCCACCACCCUGUCCAGUUCUGAUCGUAUCCUGGCACGACACGCCUCCAGACUUGUCCUCGACAUUGUGCCUAGCAAAGAGACAAGGAAAAUGCCUUUGUGUGGCCCAUUUUUAGGGCAUUUCUGGACUUUACAGGACUUGCAGAAACAUUCUCCCAUAGUGGUGCUUAAAGCAAAACAAUGUCCACUGCUUUUAUAUAUACACACACUCUUAAAUAAUAACUAAAAAUAAAGAAUGCAUCAUAAAUGUUAGUCUCCUUCCCCUGAGUGCUUGAGUGGGAUGUCAAGAAUCCUGUUCAGAAAAACACAUCUGUGCUGAGUCAGCGAAUUGCAGAGUGUUUUUGUGUGUGUGAAACGUUGACUGCAACUGUGUCAGUGAAUAAAAAUGGAGGGGCCGUAGGGGGAAGUGUACAAACAGAAAAGGGUUUGAUGCAAAGCCCAUGCAAAUAGAGAAGUUUGAUCCAAUGUUGUGUCUGUGUUUCUGGACUUUGUCGCGUCUGGAUUGGUCACGUGAUUGGCUGUUUGUCUCUGACCCAGCUUCCCUGCUCCACUCGUCCAUCACUGGACGCCGCCGCGAUGAUUUGUUGCGCACGUUAAAUGCGCAAUAUAAGCACAGGCGCACAAACACGAAACAACUUCAACGCAACAUGUUUAAAAAAACGGUCAAUAGCGGCGAACCUUUAUUUAAACGCCACUAACAUGCACGCGCACGCGCUAACGGGAGCGAGUUCUGACCUGCUCAGUGGGAGCUCGACAGGCAGGAGUUCUGGUGCGGAUGAGGUCUGGUCCAGAGGACUUGUUGUUCAGCUGGGUGUCGCUCCGGGUCACGUGACCGGCGUCAGAGGAAGCGGAUCUGAGCGCUACUGACUGGAGCUGUGAUCUUGUGACACCGAAAUCUGUCGCUUCAGGAGAUUCUCGGGUGACGUCACCGACAGCUAUCCCCGCUAUCAAUAGUUUUCUGUCAAUGAAACAUCUCUCCAGGCUUUCAAUAGCCACUGACUCCAAUGAAAGUUGUCAUAGUAACCACCGACGCAUGUGGCACAGAUAAAGGGCAGUUAGAUACAGUUAAGUUUAAGAUCGAAGUUUUGUUCUGUUACACCAAAACGCCAUUUAUUUUUCUUCAUCUUUGUUGAUCGGCGUUUCCACAGGGGUUACCACCAAAAAACUAAAAUAAUUAUGGUCAUUGAUGUAGCACAAAUAAUAAACACUGCUGGGAAUGUGCUAUAUUCUUUCAAUAAACUCUGAAAACACUUCGCCCAAGUCAACAUUAGAUGGCAGCUUUUUGCUUCAUGCUCGCAGUGAAGUGAAAGUUCUGAUAAAGUUCCUAUCGCGACAAAAAAGGUUGUUUCUAAUUACAUUAUUUGAGUCACAUGGAACAGUAAUUCAUUUCCUGUCAAAUACCUUCUUAUAACGACAAUUCAGUAAUAUUUGUUAUUUUGAUAUUUGGUGAAAACAUCAACUCAAAGAGAACUUGCUGAAUAAUCUUGGUGAUAAAAUACAUUUUUUAACUCACAAUUUAGAAAUAUUAACUGAAAUCAUCUUGUGUUUUUGAGAACAACAGCUAAAUAAUGAAAGAUAAUCUCAAGAUAAAAUGAAUAGCAGUGCAGUAACGGAACUAUUUUUGUCAACAAAUCCACAGGCAUUACUGUUAUACAUCAAAAGUGAGAAGUAUUCAUCUCUGUUCAGGGGUUGCUGGUGCCAUCCAAGGGUUCCAGUCCUGAAAUAUCUUGAGAAACACCAUCACGAACAAAGCACUCAUGUUUAAUUCCUCUUCUUCAAUCAUAACUUCAUACAUCAGUCUAUCAUUCUUAGUCUCAAAAAAAAAACACUCUCCUACUCUCCCAAAAUAUUAUGAUCAAACAAAAGCGACAGUGACAUAGAAUUGAUAAUGUCUUAUUUUCUGACAUCCAUGUGAUCUGCCUGAGUUUAAUUUCACGAUGCCACAAACCCUUGGCCAUCUCAUCG
This is a messenger RNA of Synchiropus splendidus (mandarinfish), 5596 nucleotides long. Its product is annotated as protein-serine O-palmitoleoyltransferase porcupine-like. Gene Ontology annotation, molecular function: Wnt-protein binding; palmitoleoyltransferase activity. Lineage: Eukaryota; Metazoa; Chordata; Actinopteri; Syngnathiformes; Callionymidae. The transcript is spliced from 14 exons. Bases 114 to 1469 code for a protein of 451 amino acids. The record is from RefSeq and is a predicted model, not a curated record. Gene Ontology annotation, cellular component: endoplasmic reticulum; membrane. Gene Ontology annotation, biological process: canonical Wnt signaling pathway; protein palmitoylation; Wnt protein secretion.